Malus domestica (apple) is the source of this 799-nucleotide messenger RNA. RefSeq names its product heavy metal-associated isoprenylated plant protein 39-like. Gene Ontology annotation, molecular function: metal ion binding. The record is from RefSeq and is a predicted model, not a curated record. NCBI's taxonomy places the organism in Eukaryota, Viridiplantae, Streptophyta, Magnoliopsida, Rosales, Rosaceae.
ACUCUUCACUUCACCAAGACACUUUCAACGUCUCUCUUCCUCUUAAUUACUUCUACCAUAAUAUAAUCUCGUUUUAUUUUCUUAAUUUCUUGGAUUCUGCUGAGAUAUUUGAAGUGUUUGAUUCAACUUCUUGCUCUCAGAUCACUCAAGCUCCACAGAAAAAUGAAGAAAGUAGUGUUGAAAUUGGAAUUAUACGACGAGAAGUGUAAGAAGAAAGUCAUGAGGGCCGUCUCGGGGCUUGAAGGCCUUGAUUCAAUUUCUAUGGAUAUGAAGGACAAGAAGUUGACGGCCACAGGGGACAUAGAUCCCGUGCAUUUGGUGGGAAGAUUGAGGAAGCUUUGCCGGACGGAGAUAGUCUCAGUCGGACCGGCAAAGGAGGAGAAGAAGAAAGAGGAGCCGAAGAAGGAGGAGCCGAAGAAGAAAGAUCCAAAGGACGAAAUGCUUGAGCUUAUGAAGGCCUACCCAGCACUUUAUCCUCCAAUGCCUGCGUAUUAUUACGUAAGAAGUUCAGAAGAGGAUCCCAAUGCUUGUGUCAUUUGCUAAAUGGUUGGCAAAAUUCAGUUGAUACGGUGUUUUUUCAAGGAGAGAAAUCAUAUGUACAGUGGUUGAAAUUGGGAUAAAAUUUUGGUUAAAAUAUUGUGGUUGGUCUUGAAUUUUCCAUGAUCCAGAAGUCUUUGAGGUAUUUUUGAUGUAUUACUUUGUAUUUCUUUUAUAUAGUAUUUACUCGAAUAAUCAGUGAAUGAAAAUCAGCUGUCUUAGCAAUUUCAUUAAUAUUUAUAUGCUAUCAUUUUUUACUGCA